This is a messenger RNA of Cryptomeria japonica (Japanese cedar), 666 nucleotides long. RefSeq lists its product as uncharacterized. The record is from RefSeq and is a predicted model, not a curated record. NCBI's taxonomy places the organism in Eukaryota, Viridiplantae, Streptophyta, Pinopsida, Cupressales, Cupressaceae. The transcript is spliced from 2 exons. Bases 1 to 666 code for a protein of 221 amino acids.
AUGGAUGCAUGUCAUCUUCUUUUGGGGAGACCAUGGAAAUAUGACCUUAAGGCCCUUAAUGAUGGACAUAAGAACACCUACUCAAUCACCAAAGAUGAAAAGGUGAUUGAAUUGAUACCCUUGCCUGAUAAUACUCAGGAUCAGAAGGAGAAGGAGGCAAAUAUCCUGAUCAUGGAAGGAAAAGAGUUCCUCAAGGCAAUCAAGGAAGAGGGAUCACCUUGCUUUACAGUGAUGUCAGUACAAGGGCAAGAAGAAGAGCCCAUUUUAGAUGGAAAAGCAGAAAAGAAAAGGGUGGCAUUCCCUGAGGAGGUGGAGGAAAUGUUUAGAAAAUACAAGGACAUAGUUGUAGAAGAGUUUCCAAGAACCCUACCACCAAUAAGGGAGAUAAGCCAUUGCAUUGAUUUCAUUCCUGCUGCCACCUUACCAAACAAGACAACCUACAAAAUGACUCCCCAACAAAAUGAGGAAGUUGCAAGGCAAAUCCAAGAGUUGGUUGAUAAAGGUUUGAUAGAGAAGAGAUUGAGCCCUUGUGCAGUCCCGACUGUCUUAGCACCAAAGGGAACGUGGAGAUUGUGCACUGAUUCCCGGGCAUUAAUAAGAAAGAAGAAAAGAAGGCAGUUAAAGGAGAAUUGUCUCUUGUGGGAUAGCAAGGAUAGUGGCAGCUAA